Messenger RNA from Alternaria burnsii, 1326 nucleotides. RefSeq lists its product as uncharacterized. The record is from RefSeq and is a predicted model, not a curated record. Gene Ontology annotation, cellular component: plasma membrane; cytoplasm; cytosol. Gene Ontology annotation, molecular function: protein-macromolecule adaptor activity; ubiquitin protein ligase binding. The coding region runs from base 1 to 1326 and encodes 441 amino acids. NCBI's taxonomy places the organism in Eukaryota, Fungi, Ascomycota, Dothideomycetes, Pleosporales, Pleosporaceae. Gene Ontology annotation, biological process: ubiquitin-dependent endocytosis. The transcript has a single exon.
AUGACGGUGCCAGCUUUGAGGGUCGUUGUUGACGGCGAUAGCAAUAGGGUAUAUCGAAGGGGAGACAAGGUUACUGGAAAGAUCUCCCUGGCAAUAGAAGAGGAGGCAGAAAUUGAGUCGCUGAAAGUUAUCUUUGCUGGCAGUUGUGUCACCAAAACAUCCAGGCCUUUACAUGUGAAUACCAAAACCGAUCCUCCUGCGCAAAGACACGACUAUGAAGAGAAGAUCCGACUGUUCAACCGCGAGAAAGAGCUAGUUUCCUGUCGCACUCUUGGGCCGAGGAAGUACUCAUGGGACUUUGAGUUUGUCUUUCCAGAGUCUACUGAACCACACUACAAACGGAUGGCACAUGGCUCUAACUAUCUUCGAGAGCCACACCCACUUCCGCCCUCAUUCCACCUCAAGACCAGUGUUCCAGGUGGCGCAGCCCAGAUAUCAUAUUUUGUCCAAGCCAGACUUAUCAUCAGUGGCUCGAUGGAUACCAAGAGGUGCAAGUAUACACUGCGAUACCAUCCAAGAUCAGAAGUCGACGUGCCACAACGAGCGAAAGCUACAUCUUCUGUACUCUAUACUCAAGCAUGGAAGCCACACAAAGAGAAAGAAGAAUCGCGGGUUAAGAAAGUGUUCUCCGGUGUUUCUAUGAAUUCGACACCUCGGAUCAUUCCCACAUUGUUUCAUCCCGAGAAGGUUGCUCCUGGACAGCACAUGCCGUUAUCGCUCAGCCUACUGAACGCACGAGAUCCUGCCAAUCAUGCUGAACGGGAAUGCAUCAUCGACUCCUUGACGGUCACCAUCUCGACGUACUCUACAACGAUGUGCGGCCACACAAUAAUGGAUCCCGAGGACGUUGUAUCGAAGCACAUCACCUGCAUAUCGCGAACCAGCAUGAACAGACCGAUCCCAUUCAACAAAACGACAAACCUGACGUCCAACUUUCGUCUCAUCGAUGACACAGAGUGUGUUCCGACCUUCAAAACAUAUUCGAUCACCCGACGGUACGUACUUGGUAUAUCCAUCGGUAUCAAAUACAAUGAUCAACACUUCACCAUCCGUUCAAACACGGCACUGGAGAUUCUACCUCGCGUACCCCGCGAUCGCUCGCUAUCAUCGCAACUAGAAGACGGCGAAGACUUUGAGCCACUUCCGCAGUACACACCAAGAGAGCCAUCGCGAGAAUUUGCUCCGGAUUACGAAUCUUUAUACGCACUGUCACCGGUUGGGUCAAGAAGCUCAAGCCUGUUUUCUGGAGGGUCAACACCAAGUUCUGCGGCGUCAACACCCCAGACUGAAAUUGAGCAGCCAACUUACGAAAGAGUUGAAGUGUAG